GGGGGUCACGGCACGUCAAUUUCAUAACUUUCUGUAUUAUCAUCUCCCUUCAACGCGACACUCUUUGGUUACUGUCCAAAGACGAGCCUGUAGGAGUGUGUGUGCAUCACUUCUGCUUGAGAACAUUUAAAAUUCAGCAUGAUGAAUUUAUCCAGGAGUCAUAGGCUCCUUCGAAAGGUUGUGAAACAGGAGUCUUUCCAAAGUAGUCUGCAGAAUUUAAGAUUUUCCAGUGGCUGGACAGGACAAGAGUCUGUCCAACAUGAUGAUCCUGAAAUGUGGCAAUUGGUGCAAGAAGAGAAACAGCGUCAGAAAAAUGGAUUAGAAUUGAUUGCCUCAGAGAACUUUUGCAGUAAAGCAAGCUUGGAAGUUUUGGGUUCCUGUCUAAACAAUAAAUAUUCUGAAGGCUAUCCAGGUCAAAGAUACUAUGGAGGAACAGAGGUAAUUGAUAAAAUUGAAAACCUCUGCCGUAAAAGAGCUUUAGAAGCUUUUCACUUAGAUCCAGAGAAGUGGGGAGUUAACGUUCAACCAUAUUCUGGUUCUCCAGCAAACUUUGCCACAUACACUGGACUGCUGCAGCCGCAUGAUCGCAUCAUGGGUUUGGAUCUUCCUCAUGGUGGACAUCUCACUCAUGGUUUUAUGACUGACACAAAGAGGGUGUCUGCUACAUCUGUCUAUUUUGAGUCUAUGCCAUACCGCCUCAAUAUUGAGUCUGGGACAAUUGAUUAUGAAAAGUUAAGAGAAACAGCUGUUUUAUUCCGACCUAAAAUGAUUAUUGCCGGAACCUCUGCAUAUUCCAGACUAUUAGACUACCAAAAAUUUAGAGAGGUUUGUGAUCAAGUAAAAGCUGUUUUGUUGGCAGACAUAGCACAUAUAUCUGGAUUAGUUGCGGCACAAGUCAUUCCUAGUCCUUUUGAUUUUGCCGAUGUUGUGACAACUACCACUCACAAAACUUUAAGAGGAGCAAGGUCAGGCAUGAUAUUUUACCGGAAAGGCAUCAAGGGGACAAAUCCUAAAUCAAACCAACCGAUUUACUACGAUUUUGAAAACCGUAUCGAUGCAGCUGUUUUCCCUUCUUUGCAAGGAGGUCCUCAUAAUCAUGCUAUUGGAGCAGUUGCUGUGGCUCUAAAACAAGCUACAUCCCCAGAGUUUGUUUUAUACCAACAACAGGUCUUAAAAAAUGCCAAAGCUAUGGCUAAUGCCCUAUUAAAAAAAGGAUAUACUUUGGUUUCUGGAGGAACAGAUAAUCAUCUUGUCUUAGUUGAUCUUCGAUCAAAAAAUCUGGACGGUGCUCGUGUGGAGGCUGUUUGUAAUUUAACUCACAUUACUGCCAAUAAAAAUAGCUGUCCCGGUGACAAAUCAGCUCUUUAUCCAAGUGGACUAAGGCUUGGUGCCCCUGCUCUAACUUCAAGAAACUUCAAAGAGAAAGAUUUUGAGGAAGUUGUUAAUUUUCUAGAUGUAGCUGUUGAUAUUGCAGCGGUAGCGAAAAGCAAAGCUGGAAAAACCAUGAAAGAGUACCAUGCUUUUCUAGCCAGUGAUCAGGAUAUUAUUAGAAGAAUGUCUGCCCUUAAGUCAGAUGUUAAAUCAUUUGCCUCAAGCUUCCCUAUGCCCGGAUUUGAUGACCAUUAAGUUACGAAAAUACUUAGAUGUUUAAUUUGCUUAAUAAGUCCGUCAAGAUUUGAUAUUACUUUAUAGGGAGCAAUAUAAAAUGUCUUUGCUAUUCAUUUUACAAAA
This is a messenger RNA of Frankliniella occidentalis (western flower thrips), 1731 nucleotides long. Its product is annotated as serine hydroxymethyltransferase, mitochondrial. The record is from RefSeq and is a predicted model, not a curated record. Lineage: Eukaryota; Metazoa; Arthropoda; Insecta; Thysanoptera; Thripidae. The transcript is spliced from 10 exons. Gene Ontology annotation, biological process: L-serine catabolic process; regulation of oxidative phosphorylation; tetrahydrofolate interconversion. Bases 139 to 1626 code for a protein of 495 amino acids. Gene Ontology annotation, molecular function: cobalt ion binding; mRNA regulatory element binding translation repressor activity; mRNA 5'-UTR binding. Gene Ontology annotation, cellular component: cytosol; mitochondrial inner membrane; mitochondrial matrix.